AUGUCAAAUGCUGUAGUCGAGGGAAGGAAUGAUGAGGGAUGGAUAAUUCAAAACGUUUCAGUCGGGGAGGAGUGGGAGAAGCGGGAUGAGAAGAAGGUGGGGAAAGAGGACUCUAAGUCUUUCCGGACCACUCCUGUUUCUUUCAUCCUGCAAGGGCUCCCAACCAUGUGGCGGGUUUCCUUAUAUCCCAAUGGAGUGGUAGAGGCCUUCCUCACUCACUCCCUUUCACCUCUAGAGUCUCUGGAAAUUGGAACAGUCCCAGAGGCUUGCGAAACCAUUAAGCCCCUAGGCGACCAUGGCCUUGACACCAGUAGUGAGUUCCAGCACGGCACUGUGGUGACAUUCAUCAACGAGAAGAUAGUCAGACAAAGAGGCCCCGAGUUCUACCUCGAGAAUAUAUCCUUAUCCUGGGAGGAGGAAGACAGGCUCAGGGCCAUCCUGGCGAACAGCGAGGUGCCUAGCGAGGUUAAAGAGGCCUGCACCUGGGGCAGGCUGGCCUUGGGCAUGCACUUUGCCCACAGGCAGGCAGAGUUACAAAACCACAGGGUGCUGUGGCUGCAAAACUUAGCCAAACUGCACAGAUCAGCUGUGCUAGUCUUGGCCUCAAACCUGACGGAACUCAAGGAAAAGCAGGAGAUGGAAUGCAGUGAGGUGACCUUCCAGUUGCAACUGACCCAGACCAGCCUUGUGGAGGUGCAGAGAGAGCGGGACAUGCUGAGAUGGAAGCGCUUCUGUGCCGAGCUGGCAUCUCCCCAAGGGCAGGGCCAGGCUAUUGUGUUUCCAGGCCUGGCCACUGCUGGAGGGGCGUGGACGGAAGGAGCAGAUGAACAAGAAAAAGAGGUGGCUAAUGCUGGUGCUGCUAGAGGAGGAGGAGAGGAGAGGUAUGCAGAGGCGGGGCCUGCCCUGGCAGAGGCCUUGCGGGGACUGGGAGGAGGCUUCAGGCAGCUUCUUGGAGCAGUGGAGCAGACAAAUUACACCUUUGGGGCAAGAGGAGGAAGAUCUCAGGUCAGUACAAAGAGCCAUGUCUUAUUUGUCUGGGCCUGGAUCCACAGCCUCACUGGAGCCUAUUCCUGUCCAGCUCCCUGCCUCAUUCACAUACUCAUACUCAUACUCAUGCCUUUUGUCUGCUUUCUCAGCCAUACCCACUAUACUCCCUCCACCAGCAAUGGUCAUAGUACCGGUUCCAACCCAGAUGCCUUCCAACAGGGGGUCCUCUGAUGCUAGCCUGUGGUCUAAUGUGGGGGCCCAGGGACUAGACCCUCAAGAGCUCCCAAGAGACAGGAGAGACUCUGAUCCCCAUGAGCAGAGAAGACCUCCAGUAUAUCUCAGGCCUGGGGACUGGAACUGCCCAGGUGUAAAGCUGUGAAUUUUUGACCGAGGGAAAAUCCUCUGUGGGAGGCUAAUCUGGCUGCAAAAGCCUCAGUAAAUUCAGAAAUGUAAAACAGAACAGAAAUAUAUCUCAAUGG
Messenger RNA from Callithrix jacchus (white-tufted-ear marmoset), 1466 nucleotides. It is a transcript of the gene TEX13B, whose product is annotated as testis expressed 13B. The record is from RefSeq and is a predicted model, not a curated record. Gene Ontology annotation, molecular function: mRNA binding. NCBI's taxonomy places the organism in Eukaryota, Metazoa, Chordata, Mammalia, Primates, Cebidae.